Molecule: messenger RNA, 456 nt
Organism: Auanema sp. JU1783
Lineage: Eukaryota; Metazoa; Nematoda; Chromadorea; Rhabditida; Rhabditidae
Source: the annotation of a GenBank genome assembly
AUGUUUCAACGUCAACGAAGACAACAAAGAGAAAAUGUUGGAGUUUAUCUCCUGGCCAUGCAGCUCCUCAGCGCUGGCCCCAUUCCUCCCAUAACUCUUGGCGCUAUUUUAUUACAAAUCGCUGUUUUUCUUGGCUACGUACCGUUUUUGGACUCAGAUAAAACUAAGUCGUUGUGUCUUUUACCCACCAAAAUAAUUCAAAAUGGUGAAUGGUAUCGUUUGAUUUUUCCUGUAAUAAUGCAUGGUUCCGACAUGCACUUGUACUAUAACAUGAUAUCGCUUCUGUAUAAGGGUAAAAAACUUGAAAAGAAGCUAGGCUCAUCAACGUUCGCAUGCAUUUUAUGCGUGUUUACUAUUGCCUCCACAUGUAUGACUGUUGCAGUCAGCAGUCUUUUGGAUACAUUUGUUGGAACAGAGUUCAGUAGACAGUGUGCUGUAGGAUUCUCAGGUGCGUAA